Caenorhabditis bovis is the source of this 1038-nucleotide messenger RNA. The record is from the annotation of a GenBank genome assembly. NCBI's taxonomy places the organism in Eukaryota, Metazoa, Nematoda, Chromadorea, Rhabditida, Rhabditidae.
AUGGUCCUCGAUACCUCCUGGAACGAGACCAUCAGCCAAUACGGGCACAAGGGGGUUACAGCUGUUCAUUAUGCCGCUUUGACUACAGGCACCAUUAAUUGCAUUUUGAAUUUGCUUAUAUGGAUCACAUUUCAUAGAAGUCCUCAAUUACUGCAGAAACAUCAUCUUUACCUUUUUUAUAUUUUUGCGAUCACCAAUUUUUUCUCAGGUUUUUUCACCAUUCCCACUUAUUUCAACUUGAUAUAUCGCAACAACUUGAACUGCCCGCGAUGGUCGAUGAUGGUAGGCGGAAAAUCCGUGCAGAGUUUCGAAAUGGCAUGCGACAGAAUUCGCCACAUAAUAACACUUUCGAUAGCGUGCGAACGAAACUAUGCACUUUUUCGACCCGGAGAUUAUUUUUUCCUAGAUCAUAAAAUGGUAUCUAUCAAAGUAUGCGUCGUUUCAUUGCUCUGGGGUCUCUUUGAUAUGGCAUUUUUAAUUGUGGAGGAUGAUUUGAGCGCGAUUCGUGUCCACUGUGUUACGACAUCAUCGUCAGGUCCAAUAUUUCAUUUAUACUUUCUAAUAUCGACAAUUGCGUUCGGGAUCUUGCUCUGCUGCUCAUAUUUCACAUUCAUAUGCAAGCUUUUUGUUCUUCGUGGCACUCGUCUGAUCAAUCUUCGCUCACGGAGUCGCGAGAAUUAUCAACAAGUCAACUCUCUUACUGUCGCUGUAAUUCUCAUGGUUAUUCUAUUUAACGUCCUUCCUAGCACAUUAUAUUUAUACGAUAUGAUAAUGGGAGAGCAACGCGAUACUGAUUCAAAUCAAAUCGUUUCAUCCGAUGAGAUUCGCGAUUACUAUAAACAGCAUCCGGAGAAGAUGUCCAAGAAAGGCCUUCAUUUUCUGGAUAGAACAAUUAUCACCGGCAGGAAUUACACAUUAAUUGAAUACAAUAAAAUGAUCAAGGAUUGGUUGGCGGAGAAUGGAACCGAAACGAGGCUUCUUGCCGACGUGUUCGGCACAAAUCAUCGAAAUUCGACUAAUUUGGAAAUAAAGGAAUAA